Messenger RNA from Cucurbita pepo subsp. pepo (vegetable marrow), 882 nucleotides. RefSeq names its product microspore-specific promoter 2 (gene MSP2). The record is from RefSeq and is a predicted model, not a curated record. NCBI's taxonomy places the organism in Eukaryota, Viridiplantae, Streptophyta, Magnoliopsida, Cucurbitales, Cucurbitaceae.
UCAACCCUUGACUUGGUAAAACCAAAUCCCAUACUUAUUCUGAAUCAGCAACAGAAAAAAGUGGGAAAACAUAACUGUUUCACACUAAAAACCCUCACAAACAACCACAAAACUAAACAACAUACCCAUUUCUCCAAGAAACCAAAAGCUCCGAUCCAAUCCAAUGGAGGAUUAUGCAAAGCUAUUACCCCAUCAUCCACAACAUUCCUCAUCUUCUUCCUCAAUGACCCUUUUCUCCAGAUUAGAUUACAUGGAUUUGGUUAUGAAGUAUUUGGAGAAAAAACAGAGGUUGGAAAGAGUGGGAGGCGUGGAAAAGAAGUGCAUAUCUUUGGAUGUUGCACUAAAAGAUACUUACUUUAAAGGUUCAUUGUUGGAUCGAGUGGCAUCUCUUGAGCACAGACUUUUCCAGCUAUGUUUGGAGAUGGAUUCAGGCAGCUCCUCAAACCCUUCAUCAUUAGGUUCAACACAGACAUCAGCUGAUAUCAGUUCAUCUUCUCCAACUCCCAAACAGUUUUGCAGAGGGGAGCCAUCGUCUUCAUACCCCAUAUUCCAUUAUCCCAGCCAUGGAGGAACCUCAAAAAUUUCCCAAAUUCAGGAGAAGCCUCAAACUCAAAGACAUGAACAGAAAAAGAAGCAACAGAGUCCUCCAAAAAGGCAACUUGGUAAGACAAGGAGUGGAAAGGAUGAAGGAGGAUCUUGCAAAAAUGUGAAGAAAGGGAUUCCUCCCAAAUGGCUACACUUGAGGAUGUUUGGUUGCUAAUGCUUUUCUUCCUUCCUCCUCCUUUUUCCCAAGAACACAAUUCUCCAUGUUUCGAGAAGUGUCGAGGUUUAGUUUUUGAGUUUGGUGGUGAUUUAGUAUGAUAUCAACCUAAGAACAUAGAG